Messenger RNA from Aphanomyces invadans, 2072 nucleotides. RefSeq lists its product as hypothetical. The record is from RefSeq and is a predicted model, not a curated record. The coding region runs from base 319 to 1977 and encodes 552 amino acids. The transcript has 5 exons. Lineage: Eukaryota; Oomycota; Saprolegniomycetes; Saprolegniales; Verrucalvaceae. Gene Ontology annotation, molecular function: protein binding.
GAUCCUCCGCGCCAGGUGCCACCGAACCUGCGCCAAGCCAAGUCGGUGGUACGGCGUAUUCGCGAUGAGCUGAGCCGCAAAGCUGUGCAAGAGCACGCAAAAGGCAAGAAUAUUGCGCGGCGGACACUUAUAACAGGUAACAACCACAACAGCGAAGAUGCAACGGCGCUGUUGUACCAUACCCAACUUGAGAGCAGUUUGCGCCGGCACUUGAAACCGAGCUUGCUUCGGUUGGAUGCGUGUGUGCCCGUGGAGAAGAAAGUGAUCUACGAAAGCGCGAAAGUCGAUGCGUCAUUGCGACUGUCCCAGCAGCUGUUCAUGCUCGAGUUUGCAUUUCGAAAGUUUGCGUUUCGGUGGCGCAAGAUCAAGCUCCACUCGGGCUUGCAUCUCUGGCAGGCCAACGUCGUCCAAAAGAAGGCUCACCAACUUUACCAGAAACGGCUUACGUAUCGAGCGAUUCAAAUCCAACGGGCGUAUCGACGCAAGCUUCGUCGCGACGUUGACGCCACCACGGAGCUCUCAAUAGCGCACAAAAUUCGAGACAUGUUGCUGGAACAAGCGCUAACCAGGGAACGACACCAGUUGCAGCACGCGAUGGCCAUUCGCAUUCAAAGCCACUGGCGGGGUUUGUCGUGUCGAUUGACGUGGUCGUGUCUGCUCCAACUGCGAUUGCAGCGCGCUUUGGCCGCGCUUGCGGUGCAUCAAUUGUUUGGGGGCUCCAAAGAAGUACAGAUGGCUGCAGGCCAUUUUUACGCUACGUCCGAGACCGACAUCCAGCUCAUUCAUCAAGGUCACUACUGGUUGCGGCAACGCGCCCCACCGUUCUAUGCGAUCGAGAGGUUGCGCUGCGCGACAGAGAUUGAGCUGGUGGGCGACCGCCGCGAGUCCCAGUGGAUGCAGUGCCGAACCAAGCAGCGACACACGUUUUGGUCCAUGAUGGAGACGCAAUUGAUGGAGAUGAGUUUGGCUGAAACCAGGGCCGUACGCAUUCGAGAGCGCCGCAUGGAAAGACUCCGGGCCAAACAGGACGUGCAGCAGCGCCAGACGGAUGAAUUGCGAGGAGUCCGCAAUUUGUUGCAAUGGCAAGAAGCUCGAGUAUACCGCGAACGUUCAGAGAAUUAUGCGAUGUCUGGAGAGGAGGCGCUCGUUCGUCGACACUUGAGAGAUCUGGCUGCGUUGGAGGCCAAACUCCAAUCGGACCACAUGAAAAAGUCAGUGUCGCUCCUCAAGCACGCGAUGCGCUUGCAACUGGCCGAACAAGAGCGAGCUAGUUUGGAGACGAAAUUCAUGAUGGAAGCGGACGCGGCACAGCGAUUGGCGAUGGACAUUGCCAAGGUGAAAACGACGUCCAUGUGCUUUGGACACUGCGUAAUUGAAAUGGCCUGUCGACUGGAUCCUUCCCACGCGUCGCCCAUGGCUGCACUUGAACUCCUCCUUUGCAUGAGGUCAAAAGGGUCCCCCACAACGACCCUGGUCCAUCGCGUUCAUAAUAAGUAUGACAUGAGGAGAGGACUGUGGGCGAAGUUGGCAGAAGCGUGCGAGUUGAAAAUGAUUAAGGAAAAGAGAACACGUGCCGUGCACCGUGAGGCGCGCCGAAUGGAAAAUGGCGUGGUCGAGUUCGUGGCCGUUCGCGUGGGAGACGACAAAAUCUACGUCGGGAUAUCUCGCUGCGGUGGUGAUGGCAAGAUGAUGGAGGCAAAUACCAUAUCUACGACAUGUCCAUUGGUUGCGAUGGUCGCGCACAUGCAAAACCAUCAAAUGGUGUGGCUGAGACCGAAGAACCUUCACUUGUUGGCGAAGUGGGUAGCGUCGAAAGCCAAGUGGGAACCACCAGGACGCCUCGUUCUUCUUCCACCCAUUGAGGUCACCAUCUCCGGGCGCUCUCUUCAGCCAUCCUUAAGCCCUGCCAUUGGCGCUCUCCUUCAGCGGGGCCUCCACGACAUGCUUCGGUUCGUCCCGAAGCUCUUUCCAUCGUGAUCAUGAUUCAUUUGGCGCGAAUUUGCGUACUACGAAAACGUUGUGGAUGUACGAAGGAUAUAUUUUCUAAUAAUUCAAUUUAUUUAAUUCUGGAA